UUGACUCACGCUGAUGCUCAAUGAUGGCGGACAGUGCGAGUGAGAGCGACACGGACGGAGCCACCCCUCAGUGCUCCUCAUCCUCGUCCUCCUCCAUCCUCAUCUCUUCGUUCCGUCUAGAGGAGUUGACGAACCGCCUGGCAUCUUUACAGCAAGAGAAUAAAGUGCUGAAGAUCGAGCUCGAGACGUUUAAACUGAAGUGUAAAGCUCUGCAGGAGGAGAAUAGAGACUUGCGCAAAGCCAGUGUCACCAUACAAGCGAGAGCAGAACAAGAAGAAGAGUUCAUCAGUAACACCCUGUUCAAGAAGAUUCAGGCACUGCAGAAAGAGAAAGAAACUCUAGCAGUCAACUAUGAGAAGGAAGAGGAGUUCCUCACCAAUGAGCUCUCUCGAAAACUUAUGCAAUUACAGCAUGAGAAGGCUGAACUGGAGCAGCACUUAGAACAGGAGCAGGAGUUUCAAGUCAACAAACUGAUGAAGAAGAUCAGAAAGCUGGAGAACGACACAAUCUCCAAACAGCUCACCUUAGAACAGCUUAGUCGUGAAAAGAUCGACUUGGAAAACACUUUAGAGCAAGAACAAGAAGCUCUUGUGAAUCGGCUAUGGAAACGCAUGGACAAACUGGAAGCAGAAAAAAGGAUUCUUCAGGAGAAGCUUGACCAGCCCGUCUCUGCUCCGCCGUCCCCGAGAGACAUCUCCAUGGAGAUUGACUCACCUGAGAAUAUGAUGCGACACAUCCGAUUCCUUAAGAGUGAGGUGGAGCGGCUGAAGAAGAACCUCCGCACUGCAGAUCUACAGCAUACAGAGAAGAGGGCUCAGUACAUAGAAGAAGAGCGCCACAUGCGGGAGGAGAACAUCCGCCUGCAGAGGAAGCUUCAGAGGGAGGUGGAGCGCAGGGAGGCCCUGUGCCGGCAGCUCUCUGAGAGCGAGUCCAGCUUGGAGAUGGAUGAUGAGAGGUAUUUCAAUGAGAUGUCCGCUCAAGGCCUACGUCCCCGUACCGUAUCCAGCCCCAUUCCCUACAGCCCUUCCCCGUCCUCCAGCAGGCCCAUCUCACCAGGGUUGUCAUAUGCGAGUCACACAGUGGGCUUCACCCCGCCAACUACACUGACCAGAGCAGGCAUGUCCUACUACAACACACCCGGCCUACAUGUCCACGUAGGAGCCUCACACAGCAUUGCAAGACCCUCCCCAAGAAGAAGCAACAGUCCAGACAAAUUCAAGCGGCCCACACCCCCUCCUUCCCCCAACACGCAGCCUGGCGUCCAUCCCCCGCCUCCCCCUCCACCCGCCGUGCAUCCAACAUCAUCCCAGGCAGCUCCACUGCAGCCGCAGCAGUCCUUGCAGCCAUAGAUCAGGGACUUGAAACAGAGCUGCUUCACUGUAACAUCCCUCAAGCCAAAGGCUUAACAAUCCUCAAUGUCUUCAUUCUCUCUUUCUGAAACCAUUCAUCUGUGUUGUGCUCAUAGUUCUGUGUUUGGAAGCGUUUUUGUGUCCACUAAAGAUGGUGUGUGAGGUGAAGGCAUUUCCAGCUCAGAGGGAAUGAACAUCUCUUCAGUGCAUAGCAUAGCUUUAGCAAGUACUUACUGCUUUGUCAUCAGUGUGUGUCAAGCGAUCUACGCCCAUAGUGAUCUCUUAGAAAUUGCUUAGUCAUAAACGGACAAAAAAUACUAUUGAGGAAAUUGUGGUCAUAUAUUUUUCAGACACUUUAAAAGUGUCAUCCAGAGUGGUCCAGCCAGACAUUACAGAAAGCCACAAGUGUGCUUCUGUACUCCAGAUGGAAUCGUGGUCAAAGCAGCUAAUGGCCCUUUAAGGAUAAAACUGGGCCCAAUAACACUUUUGAAUUCUUGGUUAAUAAUUCAUAGGCUAGUGUCUCAGAAAGUGAUAAAAAAAAAUGAAUCAUCCUGCUUAUGCAGUAAUGCUUUUGGUAGUUUCUUCAUAAAUACAUUUGGAAAGCAAGGCAGCAAAAUAUUUUGCAUUAGUGAUGAGUCUCCCAAAGAAGUGUCCAGGUCAAAUUUCAUACUAAAAUCAAGAAGAAGAAGAA
This is a messenger RNA of Sinocyclocheilus anshuiensis, 2040 nucleotides long. Its product is annotated as coiled-coil domain-containing protein 6. Bases 21 to 1349 code for a protein of 442 amino acids. NCBI's taxonomy places the organism in Eukaryota, Metazoa, Chordata, Actinopteri, Cypriniformes, Cyprinidae. The transcript has 9 exons. The record is from RefSeq and is a predicted model, not a curated record.